Molecule: messenger RNA, 306 nt
Organism: Linnemannia hyalina
Lineage: Eukaryota; Fungi; Mortierellomycota; Mortierellomycetes; Mortierellales; Mortierellaceae
Source: the annotation of a GenBank genome assembly
AUGCGCGUCGCGAGAGACGACGACGAAUAUAAAAAGAAGAUUGCCUCCCCUCGUUUUGAACCUCACCCCUCAUCCACAGAUCAGUCGACUCUACAAGAACCCCAGGAACCCCAAGAACCCCUGUCUCGGUCCUCAUCCCCCCAAGACCUCCUAGCCCUCAAGUCCAAGACCAAUCCCAAGAUGCGUUCCAUGUCCACCGUCGCCACCCUCGCAGCGUUCCUGCUGAUUUCCUCCUCUGUCUCUGCCGCGGCAGCGCCCCUUACUGCCAAGAUCGAGCUUAGUGACGUUUUCAGUAAGGUCUGUUAA